GAAAAGUUGUGCCUACACCUUCGAAGAGGCCAAAGUCCAAUGCAGACUAGAAAAUACUAACCGCGGAUUUAAAGCAUUAUACUUCAAGAGGGGAACGUUUUACUGAAUUGCAAUGGCCCGUGUAGAAACUGUUGUUAUAUUGUUGACGUUCAUACUAACGUUUAUAUGUGUGGUGGCAGUAGAAAGCGGCGGGCUGAACCUGAGAAGACAGAAGAGAGAAUGGAUCAUUCCUCCUAAGAAGUUGAAGGAGAAUGUAGAUUACACAAACAAGGAGUACAUCGCAAAGAUUCGUUCUGAUGAGCAGUACACGUCAAGAGUGAGGUACUCACUGACCGGGAUCGGUGCAAACCAACAACCCAUGAACUUAUUCACCGUCAACCCAGAUAAAGGCCUUGUCAGAAUCAACGGCAUUCUGGACAGAGAGGAGACCGCUUCCUACCAUUUACUUGGAGUAGCGAAGUACAACAAUGGAACCCGUGCAGAGAAGGACAUUGAACUGAAUAUUUUCGUUGAGGACCAGAAUGACUGCUCACCAGUGUUCGGUUUUGGCCAAUCUGGAUCCGUCAAUGAGUCCAGUGCUACAGAGACCGUUGUCAUGAAAGUGACUGCCACAGAUGCGGAUGAAGUGAACACUCUACACUCUCAGAUUUACUACAGCAUAGUGGAGAAGAGUGCUUCAAAUAAGAUGUUCAACAUUGACUGCCAGACUGGAGAGAUACUGGUUCACAGGACUACACUGGACAGAGAGACUCAAGACACCUACACCCUGACUGUAAAAGGUUCAGACAUGAACGGAGCAUUCGGAGGAAACACAGGAACAGCAGAAGUUGUGAUUAAAAUCCUGGACAUCAAUGACAACAUCCCCACCCUGGAGAAAGAAUCUUACGAGGGCAGGGUGGAGGAGAACACGGUCGGUGUGGAAGUACUGAGGAUCAAAGCCAUUGAUCUGGAUCUGAUGUACACUGAGAACUGGCUGUCUGUGUUCACCAUCGUCACAGGCAAUGAGGCCGGCUACUUCAACAUCACUACAGACGCUAAGACCAACGAAGGCAUUAUAUGGAUAACGAAGGCACUGGACUAUGAGGAGCUGAAAGUGCUCAACCUUGCCAUACGUGUUUCCAACAAAGCAGAGUACUACUUUGGCUCCUCCUCUACGAGUGGAUCCAUAGGAGGAGGGGUUAUGGGAGAAGCUAUCACGGGCGGUGGUAAGACCUACCCCAUCAAGAUUAACGUGAUCAACCAGAAAGAGGGCCCCAAAUUCAAGCCAACGGUUAAAGUGGUGACCAUCUCUGAGGACUCCAGCUUGGUCACCAUUAACAAGGUUAUCACUACCUACACAGCCAUCGACAGCGACACAUUACAGAUCGCUACCAAUGUCAGGUAUGCCAAAAUAUAUGACGAAGACCACUGGCUGAUCAUCGAUGAAAAGACAGCAGAGAUCAAGCUGAACAAACUGCCUGAUCGGGAGUCCAAAUACUUGGUCAAUGGAACAUACUACGCCAAGAUAAUAGCCAUCACAACGGAUCUGCCAUCCAAAACGGCCACAGGGACAAUAGCCAUCCAGGUGGAAGACUUUAACGACCACUGUCCCACGCUGACAGCUACGACUACGACCAUGUGUCUGGGGGAUACCGCUGUGUACGUCACGGCUGUGGAUGGGGAUGCCUUCCCCAACGGAGCUCCCUUCAAGUUCAGAGUGAUUCAGGACGACACCAAACAGAAGUGGAUGGUGGAGCACCUCAAUGCCACCACUGCCAUUUUACGAGACCAUGCCCACAUGUGGCCAGGUCACUACAAGGUUGCAGUGGAGAUCCAUGACCAGCAGGGGAAGGCCUGUGCUGACAUUCAGAUUCUGAACGUGGUUGUGUGCACCUGUGAUCAGGUCAAUAAGGUCUGCUUCGAACGUAGGACGGGCACGGACGUCACGUUAGGAGCGCCUGCCAUCCUGCUGCUCCUCCUGGGCCUCCUGCUGCUGCUGCUGGUUCCUCUCCUGCUGCUGUUCUGUCUAUGUGGAGGAGCGGCGGCCAUUGGAGACUUUAAGCCCAUCCCGUUUGACACUAAAGAACACCUGAUUGCAUAUCACACUGAAGGACAAGGAGAAGACAAGGAAGUUCCUCUCCUGAACGUUCCCGUGGAGAUGGAGCAUGGCCCCAUCAAAACUGGGAAUGUAGUGAAGUACGGGGGAAAUACGGGAUUCAUAGGAAGAAUAGGGGCGAUAGAAGGAGCUGCAGGAGGCGUGUCAGGGGACGGCUUCACCUCAUCCUCAAUGUUCACAGGAGCGCACCAACAUUACCAUGGCUUCCACCAGCCCAGUGGCAGAUUAGAGGUGGACUACGGCAUGGGCGGAGGAAUCAUGACAGAACAUCAUGAACACUCAAUGUUCUCCAGAUUACCUGCUGGUGCUUACGAUGGGAUGGCACUCUCUGAGGAAGUCCUAGAGGAGUACUACUCUGCAAAGGCCAAUCACACUGCGCAGAUCGACCAACAGAGAGAUGCCCUGCUGAUUUACGACUAUGAAGGUCAGGGGUCACCGGUUGGGUCUGUGGGCUGCUGCAGCCUACUGGGGGCUGAUGAUGACUUGGACUUCCUCACCGACCUGGGGCCCAAGUUCAAGACCCUGGCCCAGAUCUGCCAGGGGUCGAUAGCUAUGGAGGCGGAGACUGUCAAUGUGUCUGUGUCACCCACUCAUCCUAGACCUACCACAUCCACUCACACAGAGGUCAGCAGAAAUGCUCUCAAUGUCAAUACCCUGAACACCUCAGUCACCACCUCCACCCCCCUACAGGAGAGCCUGAUUACUCGGGACCAGGGAUCGGUCACCAUCCCCAGGUCUCAUAUCCAGGAGAACGUGGUGAUCCCCAGGCAGACCGUCCUCAUCCAGCAGCCCACCAUGUACUAUGCCGCUGCCCCCACCAUGUACAUGGUGGAGCCUCAGCCCCAGUUGUUGCUGGUGGAGCAGAGAGGAGGAGGUGGUUAUGUCCAUUCCCAGCAGGCGGCAGGCCAUGUGGGGGUAGGGACCGGUCAGGGGAUGGUGCAGGCAGGAGGGCUCCAUGGUUCUCGGGGUAUGCUGCUAGUAGAGAAGCAGAUGGGAGUGGGUGGUGGUGGGGGAGGCCAUGGUCAUGUCAUUAUGGGCGGAGGCCAGUUCUUACAGGGAGCCGGCCAAACUAUUACUGGGGGAGGUCACGUUAUUACAGAGACGAGCCAAACCAUUACGCAGGGAGGCCAGAUUCUACAGGGGGCAGGGCAGACCAUGAUUGGAGGAGGCCAUCUCUCGCCAGGAGGAAGCUUCUCACAGGGUUCUAGGAAAGUGCUGGUUGUUGAGAGCGGGUCCGGGCCAGCCUCGGCAGUAGGGGGCAGUGCAGGCUUAUGGGCACCCCAGGUCACCCUGCAGAGAGGCCAGGGGUCGUCCUCCACCUUUUCCUCAGGUGGUCAUAGUGUAGAGGUGAGAGGUCAGAGGGGUGCUUCCACCUUGACCUCCAGCUCCCUGUGUGGCUCGAUGGGGUCAAAUCAGGCCCCUGCUGCUGCUGUCACAGUCACCACCACACCCAUGCCCACGGCUGCACCACGUAGCAGCAGCCACACCACUGUGGUGCAAGAGAAGAAAUCUUCUGUCACUGAGAAAUACAUUGAGACCAGUACUAUAGCGUAGAAAAACAACCUCACAUUUGCUUGAAAACUUACAGUACAGCCAAGUCACUGUGGGUUUAAAAGAGAUGUUUUCUUUUUAGUCAAUGAAACAACAGUCAAGGGAGAGACUGAGGGAUUGGUGCUCUCUGCUGGUCUGAUUGUCUACCGAUUGUCAACACUACUGUUUUAUAAUGCUUUUAGUUUUUACUGGAGCGAUGGGCUUUAUUACGAUCACCAGCGGGUAUUUAAUCCUUGAUAUGAUGAAUUGAUACAUCUGUGGCUGUGGUGGAUGAUGUAUUAAUUGUUCAGGUAACAAAAUCUUUCUGUAUCUUUGAUUUAGCUUUUCUUUCUGGGAUGGUCAAUUCUUGAUCUAAUUCAUAGUUGAGUAGGCCAAUGUUAUAGCUGCACAAACGGUACAUACAAAAUUAUUGUGACAGAAGUGUGGGACCCCUCAAACAGCUCCUAUUUUUCUAUUGUAAAUAGUUUACAUUUUAAGCCAAAUAGUGCCUUGUUUUUGCUGUUUGGCCUCAUAUGCAUUAACUUAUCCCAUAACUUAUCCCAUGACUUAUCCCAUGACUUAUCCCAUAACUUAUCCCAUAACUUAUCCCAUGACUUAUCCCAUGACUUAUCCCAUGACUUAUCCCAUGACUUAUCCCAUGACUUAUCCCAUAACUUAUCCCAUGACUUAUCCCAUAACUUAUCCCAUGACUUAUCCCAUGACUUAUCCCAUAACUUAUCCCAUGACUUAUCCCAUGACUUAUCCCAUGACGAAAAGUGUGUUCAAGUUAUUGAUGCCAAGUUAAUAUCAUUUACAGAAUACAGAAUAUGGAUUUUAAAUUGUUGCGUAUAUUUUUUACAUCUGUUCAUGCAAUAUAAAAAUAGAGAUUGUGUAGGAUAUUUACCAUGAGGUUGGCUUAUUAUGCACUGAUAUGCAUUAAAGUAUGACACGGAUGUUGCUUUUAAUGCUACUGAUGUUUUUGCCAAUUAUUUCACAUCUAAUACUUUGUGGCAAUAUAAGGAAUUUUCCUGCUGUAUGUCUUUCACUCUGUAUCAAAAAGUUUGAUCAAAUGUUUUGAGAGUAACAAUAAAACUUGAGUGAUAACAUACACA
This is a messenger RNA of Salvelinus namaycush (lake trout), 4737 nucleotides long. RefSeq names its product desmoglein-1-alpha-like. Gene Ontology annotation, molecular function: calcium ion binding. The record is from RefSeq and is a predicted model, not a curated record. The coding region runs from base 113 to 3649 and encodes 1178 amino acids. Lineage: Eukaryota; Metazoa; Chordata; Actinopteri; Salmoniformes; Salmonidae. The transcript has 14 exons. Gene Ontology annotation, cellular component: plasma membrane; desmosome. Gene Ontology annotation, biological process: homophilic cell-cell adhesion.